AUGAGACCUCAACCUGUCUUGCAGUCACUUCGGCUGCUUCAGCGAUCUUCUUUAAUCAAUUCUACAAGUGGGCGACGUGCUAUUCAAACGGCUAGCAGCACGCGCAUCCCUAACUUCGCAUUUGCCUUUGACAUUGAUGGUGUUCUCUUGAGAUCUUCCAAGCCUAUUCCUGGAGCUGCUGAUUCUCUAGCUCAUCUGAAAGAGCAAGGCAUUCCCUUCAUCCUGCUUACCAAUGGCGGUGGUAAACACGAGACCGAGCGCGUUGCCGAGAUUAGUGAAAAGCUGAACAUCCCUCUGGAUGCAUCUGACAUUGUUCAAAGCCAUUCUCCCUUUGCCGAGCUAGUCAAAGGACCCGAUCCAGCUUCUGCCCUGGAGAAUAAAUGCGUCCUGGUGGCUGGCGGAGAUGGAGAUAAUUGCCGACGUGUGGCAGAGCAAUAUGGAUUUAAGAAUGUUGUGACACCCGGCGACAUCUUCAUGGAUAAUCCCGCCAUCUGGCCUUUCUCAAAGAACUUCUCGGACUACUACAAGAAUUUCGCCAGGCCACUUCCGAAACCCGUAGACCCUACAGACCGGACUCGGGGUCUCAAAAUUGACGCAGUCUUCGUUUUCAAUGAUCCCAGAGAUUGGGGUCUCGACACCCAAGUUAUUAUGGAUCUUCUGCUUUCGCGAGAAGGCCAUGUGGGUACACUCUCGGAGAAGAAUGGUCGAACAGAUCUACCAAACCACGGAUAUCAGCAGGAUGGUCAGCCUCAUCUAUACUUCUCUAACCCAGAUCUUUACUGGGCUGCAGCAUACCCGUUACCUCGUCUUGGACAGGGUGGAUUCCGUGAGGCAUUGGAAGGCGUCUGGGCUGCGACCACUGGUGGACCGAGCAAGGGUGUUGAGCUGAAGAAGACCGUGAUCGGAAAGCCCUACCAAGGAACCUAUGAAUUUGCCGAGCGACAGCUACUUCGUAACCGGGCCAAAAAUUUUGAGGGUGUGUCUGAUCUCCCGCCGUUGCAGCAGAUCUACAUGAUUGGCGAUAAUCCUGAGUCGGAUAUUCGGGGUGCGAACGCGUACCGUAGUACCUACGGAAGUAAGUGGCAGUCUAUUCUGGUACGCACUGGAGUCUAUCCCGGCGGUGAACCAGCCUGGACUCCUACUACGAUCGCAGAUGAUGUACAGAAGGGUGUACAGUGGGCACUGAAGACCUCGAAGUGGUCUUCUUGA
Molecule: messenger RNA, 1209 nt
Organism: Penicillium malachiteum
Lineage: Eukaryota; Fungi; Ascomycota; Eurotiomycetes; Eurotiales; Aspergillaceae
Product: putative HAD superfamily hydrolase
Exons: 3
Coding region: 1-1209 (402 amino acids)
Biological process (GO): glycerophospholipid biosynthetic process
Cellular component (GO): mitochondrion
Source: RefSeq, a predicted model, not a curated record